AGAAAAUGAAUGGGUUGUUUUCCCAAAAAAAAAUUUAGCCUUCUCACUAAAGCUGAAAAAUCAAGAUGGCAUUGGCCCAAUUGGGAAAUUCCACCAUGCCAUGCCCAUACGCUUCCAUGACUUUUGCUGCCUCACUGCCCUUUUCUGGGCCUUCUCCAAAACCUCAUCCAAAUUCAAAUUCAAACCCAAAAUCUUUGAAAUCCCUCGAUCAAAAACAAAUAAUCUCACUGUUGCAGAGAUCCAAACACAUCAACCAAGUCCUCCCAAUCCAUGCUCAACUCAUCAGAAAUGGCCAUUCCCAAGACCCCUUCAUGGUCUUUGAGCUCCUUCGCUCAUGCUCCAAGUGCCAUGCUAUUGACUAUGCCUCCAGGAUUUUUCAAUACACUCACAACCCAAAUGUCUAUCUCUAUACUGCUCUCAUUGAUGGCUUUGUGUCAUCAGGAAACUAUUUUGAUGCCAUUCAGCUGUAUUCCAGAAUGCUCCAUGAUUCAAUUCUGCCUGAUAAUUACUUAAUGGCCUCCAUUUUGAAAGCAUGUGGCUCCCAAUUGGCUUUGAGGGAAGGGAGAGAGGUCCACAGCCGGGCUUUGAAGCUGGGGUUGAGCUCAAACCGUUUGGUGAGGUUGAGGAUCAUGGAGUUAUACGGAAAAUGCGGGGAAUUGGGAGAUGCACGUCGGGUAUUUGAAGAAAUGCCUGAAGAUGUUGUCGCGUCCACUGUGAUGAUCUCCUCUUAUAGUGAUCAGGGACUGGUUGAGGAAGCCGGUGCCGUUUUUAGUCGGGUCAGGAGAAAGGAUACGGUUUGUUGGACAGCGAUGAUUGAUGGCUUUGUGAGAAAUGAAGAGAUGAAUAGAGCUUUGGAGGCGUUUAGGGGAAUGCAAGGGGAGAAUGUGAGGCCUAAUGAGUUCACCAUUGUUUGUGUGUUAUCAGCCUGUUCGCAGUUGGGAGCAUUGGAGAUUGGGCGAUGGGUCCACUCAUACAUGAGGAAGUUUGAGAUUGAGCUCAAUCUUUUUGUGGGCAAUGCCCUGAUUAACAUGUAUUCACGGUGUGGAAGCAUAGAUGAAGCACAAACAGUGUUUGAUGAGAUGAAAGAUCGUGAUGUCAUCACUUACAAUACCAUGAUUUCUGGACUUUCCAUGAAUGGGAAGAGCAGACAAGCUAUUGAAUUGUUUCGGGUAAUGAUUGGGCGAAGGCUUAGACCAACUAAUGUUACCUUUGUUGGUGUCCUAAAUGCAUGCAGUCAUGGAGGUUUGGUUGAUUUCGGAUUCAAGAUAUUUCAUUCCAUGACAAGAGAUUACGGGGUUGAACCACAGAUUGAGCACUAUGGAUGCAUGGUUGAUCUUCUUGGUCGGGUUGGUCGCCUUGAGGAGGCUUAUGACUUAAUUAGAACGAUGAAGAUGACACCAGACCAUAUUAUGUUGGGGACUUUGCUAAGUGCUUGUAAAAUGCAUAAGAACCUUGAAUUAGGUGAGCAGGUUGCAAAAGUAUUGGAGGAUCGUGGACAGGCAGAUUCAGGAACUUAUGUUCUGUUGUCACAUGUAUAUGCUUCAUCUGGGAAAUGGAAAGAGGCAGCACAAGUGAGAGCAAAGAUGAAGGAGGCUGGAAUGCAGAAGGAACCUGGUUGCAGUUCCAUUGAAGUGAACAAUGAGAUUCAUGAGUUCCUUUUGGGAGACCUAAGACACCCACGGAAGGAAAGAAUUUAUGAAAAGUUGGAGGAGUUGAACCGACUACUAAGACUGGAAGGAUACCAUCCAGAGAAGGAGGUAGUUUUGCAGGAUAUUGAAGAUGGAGAAAAGGAAUGGGCUUUAGCAAUACACAGUGAGAGGCUUGCCAUAUGCUAUGGCCUAAUUUCGACUGAACCAUGUACCGUGAUACGGGUCAUGAAGAAUCUAAGAGUAUGCUAUGACUGCCACUCAGCUAUCAAACUCAUUGCUAAAAUUACCAGGAGAAAGGUUGUGGUGAGAGAUCGGAAUCGGUUCCAUUAUUUUGAAAAUGGGGCUUGUUCUUGUGGAGAUUAUUGGUGAAAUAAAUUGCUUUAUAGUUCCUUUCAAAGCUCUGAGAAUCUUCUAUUUAUUUCGCAAAUUUGAUGAAGAUCAGCCCAGGGGGAAGAUUACUAUCAUAUAUAUUUAAAGACACAAAACGGCUGAAAGAUUACAUCAAUUAAUGUUGGAUCUUGCCAUCACCAUGGCAUAAUGUCCUAAAGCUCAGACAAAGGGAAUAUGAAUCCUACAAUGGAUCCUCAUCAUACAAACGCUCAGGUACAUUCUGAAAUGUAGCCUUCACAAGAACAACAUAUGAUGGCAACUGCUGGAGAGCAAAGUACGUUACUGCCGAGCAGGUUAGUCCAUAUAUUGGAAUUGUAGCACAUUUCAAACUAUUGUCAUGCAUCAAAAAAUGCCCACAGCUGAAGCAUAACAACAUGGCAGCCAAAGAUAUAAAGAGAGAGGUCAAACCGAAUAAAAGAUUCCAAGGCAAGUUCUUACCAAAAUCUUUAUAUUGGUACUGGGAGGUGAGAAGGGUGAAAAAUAUGAGCAAUGAGAUGAAGGAAGAGCAAAGAACAAAGAGUAAUGCAAUUGCAAAAAAAUUGAAAGCCAAAUGAUGCUGGAAAAUUGGUUUGCAAGUGUGUUGGUUCUCCGCUUGGUACAGCUCUUUCAUUGCUAUUAGAGCUGCAAUGAAAGAGCAGGAAUUGCAUGCGCUGUUGAGCCAUUCUUUACUUCCAUAUAGAUCUCCUUUGGCCUCUUUAGACGCCCAUUUAGACUAACAAUGACAUCUGGUGACAAGGAAUUCUUCACAUAUUGCAUUAAACCCGGGUACUGAAUGUUAAGUAAAGCCUAGGAUUGAUAAUUAAUGGCUCAUAUGUGACACUUUGAUGAGUUUUACAGACAUCGAACCACUUGACUUCCCUCUUGAUUUUACAACAUGCUGGUGGAGAUAAACCAGCUUUCACAAUUUUGUAGCUUUUCAGCUAGAUGCAGUGCAUUAUUCCUGUCCGUAUCCUUUGCAUGGAAUACAAGAGUCUUUAUCAAGAUGAGUACUCUUUAGCAAGUUAUAUAUAUGAGAUUGCCUACCGUCCACUCCCAACAGCACUAUGUUCCUUCCAUCUUCUCUGUCUGUGUCAUAAAUGGUGCCAUGGGAAACACUUGCAGGAUUUUCUCUUAACAUUUCCAUAAUACCAUUCCUUGCUGCAAUUAGAAUUGGGGACGUGGAAACUGAAAAGAGAACAAGACACAAUUAUUUUGCUACAAGGAGCAAGGGUUAACUUUCUCCAUUUGUCUCUGUAUAUUACCUAGAUGUCUGUUAGAAACAACAUUAACUGAGAGUGAAGUUACUUUGACUACUCUGGGGACAUUGUAAAAGAUCAAAUCCAAAUCUUUCCACAUCAAAUGCUUCAAUCUUGUCCCUGUACUUGUUCUUUGCAGCAGUUUCAAGUAGUUUGUUCAUGAUCUGAAGAGACAAGAUGUGCAUCCCUUUUAUCUC
This is a messenger RNA of Vitis vinifera (wine grape), 3471 nucleotides long. Its product is annotated as putative pentatricopeptide repeat-containing protein At5g59200, chloroplastic. The transcript has a single exon. Gene Ontology annotation, molecular function: zinc ion binding; protein binding; RNA binding. The coding region runs from base 66 to 2018 and encodes 650 amino acids. NCBI's taxonomy places the organism in Eukaryota, Viridiplantae, Streptophyta, Magnoliopsida, Vitales, Vitaceae. Gene Ontology annotation, biological process: RNA modification. The record is from RefSeq and is a predicted model, not a curated record.